AUGGUGUUGGAGUUCAAAUGGCCAAUAUUAGGGGUUAUAAUACCAUGUAUAGUAAUAGCUAUACUAUCCUAUGGUUCUCAUAUAUUUAUCUUAUACCAACAUCUAUCAUUUAAUGAACAAAUCAUAUAUGAAUUAAUUGUUUCAAUGAUUUGGUUAACUUAUAUCCUAGCUAUAUAUAAAUCACCUGGAAAUCCACCAGCCAACUAUAAACCAAAACAAGGAGAAUGGAAAAGAUAUUGUUCAAAAUGUAAAAAUUAUAAACCACCAAGAACUCAUCAUUGUUCAAAAUGUAAAAAAUGUAUAUUAUCAAUGGAUCAUCAUUGUCCUUGGACUUUAAAUUGUGUUGGUCAUGAGAAUUUACCACAUUUUAUGAGAUUUUUAGUAUGGGUAAUUAUUGGAACUAGUUAUUUAUUUAUUCAACAAUGUUAUAGAAUUAUUGAUUAUUAUAAUAAUUCAGAUCUACCUAUUUAUUUAAUUGAUAAAAAAGAACUUAUAGCUGUUAUUGCAUUAACUCCAAUAAAUUUAUUUGUUUUGAUAAGUAUAAGUUUUUUAUUUUUGAGAUGUUUUAUUAAUAUCUGUAAAGGUAUGACUCAAAUUGAAAUUUGGGAAUGGGAUAGAAUUGAAAGUCAAUUUAAUAGUAAUAGAUUAUGGGGAUCUAUAAAAUUGAAUUAUAAAAAGCUACAUGAUAAAGAAUUACCAAAAUUAUCAACUUGGACUAAUUAUAGAGAAGAACAAGAAGACCAAGAUGAUGUAAAUGAGAUUCCUCAAAAUUUUACAAUUGAUGAUUUAAUAUUUCCUUAUGAUUAUGGUAUAUGGCAAAAUUUAAAAUAUUCAUUAGGGAAUCCCCUAUUAUUUUGGUUAAUCCCAUGGUUCAAAUCAAAAUAUAAUGGAUAUGAUGUUAUACCAUCAAUAGAUUAUAAAGAAGAUGAUCAAUUAAAUUUACCUUGGCCACCAGAUGGUGGAAAUAAUGAAAUUGAAAUUAAAAUUCCAACAAAUGAAGAAUUAAAAGAAAUUAAAAAUUAUAAAAUUUUAAAACAAAAAUUAGAUCCAAGAAAUAAUUUGAAAAGAUCAGAAUGGUCAAAUGAUAUGGGUGAAAAUUUAGGUGAUUAUGGUGUUGAUAUUGAUGAUUCAGAAGAUGAUAAAUUGUAA
Lodderomyces pseudojiufengensis is the source of this 1149-nucleotide messenger RNA. Its product is annotated as palmitoyltransferase. Gene Ontology annotation, molecular function: protein-cysteine S-palmitoyltransferase activity. Gene Ontology annotation, biological process: protein targeting to membrane; peptidyl-L-cysteine S-palmitoylation. The transcript has a single exon. The record is from RefSeq and is a predicted model, not a curated record. Bases 1 to 1149 code for a protein of 382 amino acids. NCBI's taxonomy places the organism in Eukaryota, Fungi, Ascomycota, Pichiomycetes, Serinales, Debaryomycetaceae. Gene Ontology annotation, cellular component: Golgi apparatus; endoplasmic reticulum; endoplasmic reticulum membrane.